Molecule: messenger RNA, 1554 nt
Organism: Rhodotorula toruloides NP11
Lineage: Eukaryota; Fungi; Basidiomycota; Microbotryomycetes; Sporidiobolales; Sporidiobolaceae
Product: Golgi to Endosome transporter
Exons: 5
Coding region: 1-1554 (517 amino acids)
Biological process (GO): endocytosis; Golgi to endosome transport
Cellular component (GO): clathrin vesicle coat; endosome; plasma membrane
Molecular function (GO): clathrin binding; phospholipid binding
Source: RefSeq, a predicted model, not a curated record
AUGGACUGGCUCGCCGACCGCGUCGAGACGCUCGCCAAGCAGGCGCAGGACUUGACCAUCUACGACGUCAAGGCCGCCGUCCGCAAGGCGCAGGCCUACGCUUUCAACUACACCGAGGCGGAGGCGAGGGUCCGAGAGGCGACCAGCGACGAGCCGUGGGGUGCGAGUUCGACGUUGAUGCAGGAGAUUGCCCAGGACACGUUCAACUUCCAAACCUUCAACGAGGUCAUGCCGACCGUCUACUCGCGCUUCACCGAGAAGGAAGCUCGCGAAUGGCGCCAGAUCUACAAAGCUCUAGUGCUCCUCGAGUACCUCAUCAAGAACGGCUCUGAGCGCGUCGUUGACGACGCGAGGUCGCACUUGAGUCUCAUUCGCGUCUUGCGCAACUUCCACUACAUCGACGAGAACGGCAAGGACCAGGGCAUCAACAUCCGCAACCGCGCCAAGGAGAUUGGCGAGCUUCUCUCCGACCUGGACAAGGUUCGCACCGAGCGUCGCAAGGCCAAGCAGAACCGCAACAAGUACACCGGCGUCAGCAACUCGGGCAUGGGCGGGCCAAGCUUCACUAGCUCGUCUGGCAGCCGGUACGGUGGCUUCGGCAGCGACUCUUUUUACGGCGGCUCGUCAGGCGGCGGGGGAGGGGGAGGAGACUGGUCUUCGGGAGGAGGCGGAGGAGGAGGAAGCGGCGGGUUCUCUGACAGCCGGGGUCAGGAGUUUGAGGAGUACGACGCCGGUGACGACGAGGACCUCGACACUCGGCGUCGCGCGACGUCGCCUUCUGCGGCUGCUGGUGCCGCCGCUUCGGCUCGCGCUGCCCGCACUUCCUCCAAGGCCGCCGCCCCUCCGCCUCCUCCCCCUCAGAAGCAGCCCGAGGUCAACCUCUUCGACUUCGACGACGAUGAGGACCAAAAGCAGCCUACCCCGCCACCCAAGUUCUUCGCGACCGUUCCUGCGGUCGCUCCCGCUGCAGCUGCAGACGACGACUUUGACGAUUUCCAGUCCGCUUCGGCGCCCGCACCCGCGCCUCCUGCCGCUUCAUCAGCGUCCCCCUUCCCCGUCGCCGCUCCUUCCGCACCCAAGUCGCACCAAAACGUCUUUGCCCUCCUGAACCCUCAGGCGCCCUCUCGUCCCGCUCCGCAAGGCGCACCCGCCGCCUCUCCUUCCCCCGCUCUCGCCUCAGCGACUUCCGGCUCGAUGCCGUUCUCGCAGCCUCUCCAGGCUCGCCCGCCAAUGCAGCCAGCCAUGUCCUCCUCGUCGUCGUUCUCGGCUCUCGCGCCGAUGGCUUCCAAACCCACGACUCCCGCCGCCGCGCCCUCUUCAGCGUCCAGCGGCAUGGCGGCAAAGAAGCCUGCAGGUGCAGCCGACUUUUCCGACAUCUUCGACAUGCUCGGCUCGUCGUCGUCCACUUCGGGCGGCGCCAACAAGGCUGCGAGCGGUCAGAGCUUGGCGGCAAUUGCGGCGCAGAAGAGGCAGGACCAGUUGUUUGGGUCUGGAGCGGCUGCGAAGUCGAGCGGCUCGGGCGGAGCGGGAGACGGCUGGGACUCGCUUUUGUAG